Molecule: messenger RNA, 1076 nt
Organism: Oppiella nova
Lineage: Eukaryota; Metazoa; Arthropoda; Arachnida; Sarcoptiformes; Oppiidae
Source: the annotation of a GenBank genome assembly
CUAAACUCAUAAGUGUUUCUCAUUUUGACUGUUAUUUGCAGUGAUUUAUCACUUAAUUUGCAUUCAAUUGAGUCUGUAAUUCAUUAAUUGGUGGCAAACCAUGGCUUUGAUAUCAACGACUGAAUUGAAGCGACUCUUAAGACUUCAUUACUUGACAAACAUAUUAUUAGCCCUUUCUUUCGUGGCCCUCAAGUGUUUGUCUCCUAUUUGCGACUAUCUCUUCACGUCAUGUCAAUUGGAUUAUCGCGAAACGGAGAUCAUGUUCUUCACGGCUGUCAUCAUUAUCUUCAGGACCAGAAAGCAAGGUGCGGUCCAUUUGGUGCCAUACGUGAGCACUGCCUGCAUGUUAGCGAAGAUGGGAAACGUUUUGCUGUACUUCAUGUCGGAUCCGGUCUAUGGUGUGCUUUACGUGAGCUGUUGUAUCCUGCAUUUACUGGUAUUACCCGAACCCUCAUACGAGGGACCCGAAGAUAUCUCGUACUUCAGAGGAGAGGACUUCACUCAAGAGCUUGAAAACGACAAACGCGUCGUUUGGCUCAUAGAGCUCUACACGGCGUGGAGUCCCCCCUGUAUUGACUUCUCGUCGGUCUUCUCCGAGCUCUCCGGCAAAUACAGUCUUCAGAACCUAAGGUUCGGCAAAAUAGAUUUGGCCCGAAAUGAGGAGACGGCCAAACACUACAAGAUAAACACGUCGGCGCUCAGCAAACAGUUGCCGACACUCAUACUGUUCCGCAACGGCAAAGAGGCUAUGAGGCGACCGACGGUCAACAAUAACUCCAAAUUAGUUAAAUUCAAUCUCACCUUUGAUAACGUUGUGUCGGAGUUUGAUUUGAAUAACUUAUACAAUGAAUGCAAAGCGACUCCGUUUAAGACUAAACCCAAGAGAGCGAAAGAGGACUAAACUGUGGUUAAUGUUUGCGGACAUGAGAUGCAGACAAUGUCUGAUUGUCUUCAUGUUUGGUUGCGAUUCAGCGCCACAUUUAAGUAGUGAUGAAAGCAUUUAGAAUCUAAUCACAGAAUCUCUUAUAUAUCACUCGAUUGUCUUCUUUGCACUAUUAGUCCCCAUAGUAUCAGAC